AAAUCUCAUAUGGUCACUAAAACGUGCUUUCAAUCUUGAAUAGAAGUUGUUUUUAAAUAUUUCAUAAAAAAUGGGCAAAAAGGAUAAAAAUAAGAAAAAAGGCAAGGGUGCCGAAAAGACAGCAAUGAAAACAGACAAAAAGCUUGCGGCCAAACAAAAGAAAAUGCUGGAAAAGCUUGGUGAGACGGAUAUAGCGGAAAUCGUCAAGAAUCUGGAAGAGCAGGAGAAGAACUUAAAAGCGAUAUCCGAAGAUGUAUGCCCAGCACCAACGGCCCGCUCCAAUUUCUCACUGGUCGCGCAUCCCGAAAAGGAAGAAUUGAUUAUGUUUGGCGGCGAGCUUUAUAAUGGCGCCAAAGUCAGCAUUUAUAACGAUCUGUUCUUUUAUAAUAUACCGCGCAACGAGUGGAAACAGUUGCGCUCACCAUCGGGACCAACGCCACGCAGUGGACAUCAAAUGGUCACCGUUGCCACAGAUGGUGGCCAGCUUUGGAUGUUUGGCGGAGAGCACGCCAGUCCCUCGCAGCUGCAGUUUUAUCAUUACAAGGACCUCUGGACGAUGAGCCUGAGGACGCGCCAAUGGUCGAAGAUAGCCGCACCGCAUGGGCCAAGUGCGCGCAGUGGCCAUCGAAUGGUUGCGGCCAAGAAGCGUCUCUUCGUCUUUGGCGGCUUUCACGAUAACAAUCAAUCGUAUCACUAUUAUAAUGAUGUCCAUGUCUUCUCCCUCGAAUCCUACGAGUGGCUACAAAUCGAAAUUGGCGGCACAAUUGCGCCGCCUGUGCGAUCGGGCUGUUGCAUGGCUGCCACACCGGAUGGCAAAAUCUUUGUUUGGGGCGGCUAUUCGAGGACAUCGAUGAAGAAGGAUCUAGAUCGUGGCAUCACGCACACGGACAUGUUUCAACUCGAUGUGGACAAAUCGGGCAAUGGCAACAAGUAUAAAUGGAGCAGUGUUAAGGCUGGCGGCUAUCGUCCAAAGCCGCGCAACAGUGUUGGCUGCACCGUGGCAGCAAAUGGGAAGGCUUAUUGCUUUGGCGGUGUCAUGGACGUCAACGAGGAUGAUGAGAAUGUGCAAGGACAGUUUGGCGAUGAGUUGCUCUCGUUUGAUUUGACGACACAGGUCUGGCGACUGCUCGAAGUGGUUGCCAAGACCAAGAGCAGCGCCAAAAAAGACAAUGAUAUGGAAAUGGCGGGAGAUGCUGCCGCAGCUGAUCCAACUGCUACCGUCAGUGAGAAGUCGGUGACAACAAGUACGGAUGGCAUUUUCACAGUUACAGUGGGUGGACCCGGCUCCAGUUCGGCGACCACCACACCCUACGUUUCCACCAUACCGAGUCUGUUUGGGCCCGCUCGUCGCACAGAUGUACCGGCACCCCGAAUGAAUCCCGGACUGUGUGUUUGCAAGGGUAUCCUGUAUCUCUUUGGCGGUCUCUAUGAGGAGGACGAGAAACAGCAAACGCUCAAUGAUUUUUAUGCCUUGGAUCUGCACAAGCUGGAUCAGUGGAAGGUUCUCAUUCCUGGAAAUCGGAAGGCCCAUGAUUGGAUCGAUGAUAGCGAGAACAGUAGCUCCGAUGAGGAAGGCAGCGACGAGGAGGACGACGAUGAUGAUGAUAGUGAUUCCGAUAUGGAUACUGAUUGAUAAAACUGAGAAACUCUCAAUAAAACACAAAAUUACUUGUAAAGUG
Messenger RNA from Drosophila grimshawi, 1679 nucleotides. Its product is annotated as kelch domain-containing protein 4. Gene Ontology annotation, molecular function: protein binding. Lineage: Eukaryota; Metazoa; Arthropoda; Insecta; Diptera; Drosophilidae. The record is from RefSeq and is a predicted model, not a curated record. Bases 71 to 1633 code for a protein of 520 amino acids. The transcript has 4 exons.